Molecule: messenger RNA, 1794 nt
Organism: Plasmodium inui San Antonio 1
Lineage: Eukaryota; Apicomplexa; Aconoidasida; Haemosporida; Plasmodiidae
Product: CAMK/CDPK protein kinase
Exons: 5
Coding region: 1-1794 (597 amino acids)
Biological process (GO): intracellular signal transduction; peptidyl-serine phosphorylation; protein autophosphorylation
Cellular component (GO): cytoplasm; nucleus
Molecular function (GO): ATP binding; calmodulin binding; calcium/calmodulin-dependent protein kinase activity
Source: RefSeq, a predicted model, not a curated record
AUGAGCACCGUUUACGCCCAGAGAAGCAGACCCAGCAGACCCGUCUCCAACGCGAUCAUCAAGAACAAGAUGAAGAGGUCAACGGAUACACUCAGGAAGAAAAAGGGGCCAACGAACAAGUCCUUCAAAUGGAGCAAGAACAAUACCGCGUAUUGCGAUGGAAGCAGGAUUGCUAACAAUAAAGGGAAGCAGCAGGAAGGGGACAAGAAGAAGGAGGAGCAGGGGGGGAAGGCACUAAAGUGUAAGAAGUCAAAAAUGGGAGAAAGGGGAUUAACUAAGAGUAUGAAAAAAGGCAAAGAUAGCAGCACGCAUGAUAAUGUGCAUGAUCAUCCGCAGGACAAUCCGCAUGAGAAUGUUCAUCCCCACCAUGCACUAAAAACAGGAAACAGUGAAAAUUUCAAAUUCUCUAGGAAGGGGUUCAUUUUAAGCUUUACAGGAAAUCUGCAGGAUUUUUAUAACCUCUCCGAAGAACCACUAGGGAAGGGGACCUACGGAUCCGUGUACAAAGCAACGGACAAACUGCUCAAAAUUCAGAGAGCUGUCAAGGUGGUGUCGAAGAAGAAGCUAAAGAAUGUACCCCGAUUUAGACAAGAAAUUGACAUCAUGAAAAAUUUAGACCAUCCUAACGUGAUAAAGUUGCUAGAAACCUUUGAAGAUAGUAAGCAGAUUUAUUUGGUGAUGGAGCUAUGCACAGGUGGAGAGUUAUUCGAUCGAAUUGUAAAGAAAGCACCCUUCUCUGAAAUGUACACGUCCUUUAUCAUGAAGCAGGUUUUCUCCGUUCUUAACUACCUGCACAUUAGGAAUAUAUGUCACCGAGAUGUGAAGCCAGAGAAUUUUUUAUUUUUCGAUAAGUGUCCAGAAUCGCUAAUCAAGGUGAUUGACUUUGGCUUGGCUUCCUACUUCAGUGACACGAACUCGGAGAUGAAGACGAAGGCUGGGACCCCCUACUAUGUCGCCCCGCAGGUGCUAAGUGGCCGCUACGACUACAAGUGCGACUUGUGGUCCGCCGGCGUGCUGUUCUACAUCCUCCUGUGCGGCUACCCCCCCUUCUACGGCGAGAGCGACCACGAGAUACUCAGCAAGGUCAAAAGCGGAAAAUUCAACUUCAAGGGCAAGGAGUGGACCAACGUGACGGAGGAAGCCACUGACCUCAUCAAGCGCUGCCUAACCAUGGACCCGGAAAAACGGACAACGGCCAGCGAAGCGCUCAGGCAUCCAUGGUUUAAGAAGAAGCCCAGCCUCUUCAACCUGGAAUUUAAGAUGGAUAUCCACGUGCUGGAAAAUUUCAAGAAUUACGCCCUCAUGCUACGCUUCCAAAAGCUAUCCAUGACGAUUAUUGCUCAACAGAGCAACGACCACGAUGUGCAGCAGCUGAAGGCGACAUUUCUACACCUGGAUGAAGAAGGAAAGGGGACGAUAACGAAGGCGCAGCUGCGAAAGGGCUUGGAGAAGAGCGGCUUGAUGUUGCCCCCGAAUUUUGACCUUCUCCUGGACCAGAUAGACAGCGACGGAAGUGGCAACAUCGACUACACUGAGUUUUUGGCGGCCGCGAUUGACAGGCGGAAGCUCUCCAAGAAACUCAUUUACUGCGCCUUCCGCGUCUUCGAUGUGGACAACGACGGGGAGAUUACCACCGCGGAGCUGGCUCACAUCCUUUUCAACGGAAACAAAAGAGGAAACAUCACAGAGAGAGACGUCAACCAAGUUAAGAAAAUGAUCCGUGAGGUGGACAGAAAUGGUGACGGGAAGAUCGACUUUUACGAGUUUUCCGAAAUGAUGAAGUCGACGUUCUAG